AGAUUCUCUUUGUUCUUAAACAAAGAUAAAGAAAAACCUGUACCCAAACACUGCCUUCUCUCUCGACGAAUACGAUUUGAUCGUGUAAUUGAAGGAGCAUUCCGGACAGUUCUGCCAGAACCGGGUUAAAAAAAGAAGCCACUAAACAGAGCCAGCAAGAAGAUUAAAUAGAGAAAAAAAUCCCAGAAAUUGGAAAAUUCUUGAGAAAAUUGAACAAAGUGUAGUUGCGAUGGAAAAAUCAGGAGGAGGAGCAGCACCGUCGUCGUCGAUAGAAAGUUCUGGAGAGCUCCAAUGUGUAGGCAAAAUGGAAAUCGUAAAACCGAAGCCCGUCGGUUUUCUCUGUGGUUCGAUCCCUGUUCCCACCGAUAAUUCCUUCCAUGCUUUCAACUCCGCUCUCGUCCCAUCUUCCCGCCCAACAUUAAGUGCGCCGAGGUAUCGGAUGCUCCCGAUGGAGACCGACUUAAACAUGCCGCCGCUCGUUACUAAUUUCCCCGAAAAAGUGCUUCCCAUAGGGGCUGUACAGAAGGCUACUGGAGAUAUAAUAUGGGAGGAUGGUGCUAUUGCAUCUAAUCUUAGUAGGAAAUGCGAGGCACUAGCUGUGUCUGGUUUAGUGGAGUAUGGGGAUGAGAUUGAUGUGAUCGCUCCAACUGAUAUUCUAAAGCAAAUAUUCAAAAUACCAUAUUCUAAGGCUCGAUUAUCGAUUGCUGUACACCGUGUUGGACAGACUCUAAUUCUGAAUACAGGGCCUGAUGUUGAAGAAGGAGAGAAAUUGGUUAGAAGACAUGGCAAUCAAGCAAAAUGUCAAGAUCAAUCUUUGUUUCUGAAUUUUGCUAUGCAUUCAGUUAGAAUGGAAGCCUGUGAUUGUCCACCAUCUCAUCAAGCACCAUUGGAGAGGCAAUCAGAUUCUUCUGCUCUUCCUGGGGGGGAGACGCCAAACUUUGUGGAAGAGAAUGAUAAUAUUUCUCGAAAAGAUGGAAUCAAGCACCAUUCAGAGUACUCACAGGUUAAACAGGAUGGGUUCUUUUGGGGAAGUAAGAAGGGUCACAGAAACAAGAGCCGUGAUCCUAUCAAGAAGGCUGCACAUGUUGGUGAAAAGCCUAGAUGCUCUGUGCAAGAGUCUGAAAAACAUAGAAGAGUUGGGAAUAAUGGGUUCUUGAGAGUGUUAUAUUGGCAAUUUCACAAUUUCCGAAUGCUUCUUGGCAGUGACUUGCUUCUGUUCAGUAAUGAAAAGUAUGCUGCUGUGAGCUUGCACUUGUGGGAUGUUACACGACAGGUCACACCAUUAACCUGGCUUGAAGCUUGGCUUGACAAUGUCAUGGCUAGUGUCCCUGAGUUGGCCAUUUGUUAUCACCAAAAUGGUGUUGUCCAGGGGUACGAGCUUCUAAAGACAGAUGAUAUAUUUUUGUUAAAAGGCAUUGCUGAAGAUGGUACUCCUGCUUUUCAUCCCCAUGUUGUUCAGCAAAAUGGACUUUCUGUUUUGAGGUUUCUUCAAGAGAACUGCAAGCAAGAUCCUGGUGCUUACUGGCUAUAUAAAAGUGCUGGUGAAGAUGUAAUUCAACUUUUCGAUCUUUCUGUCGUUUCCAAGAACCGUUCUUCUGGUGAUUGUGAUGAUAGCUCUAGCUCUCUGCCUUCUCUAGUACAUAGAGGGAGAAGUGAUUCUUUAUUUUCACUCGGAACGCUCCUGUACCGCAUUGCUCACAGGCUUUCACUGUCAAUGGCAACUAAUAACAGGGCCAAGUGUGCAAAUUUUUUCAAAAAAUGCUUGGAGUUCCUGGAUGAGCCAGAUCAUCUGGUUGUACGUGCAUUUGCCCAUGAACAAUUUGCCAGGCUUAUUCUGAAUUAUGAUGAAGAAUUAGAUCUAAAAUCUGAAUAUCUUCCAAUUGAGUGUGAAGUUACGGCUCCUGAUGCUGGUGAGGAAUCUGUGGACCAUGACUUCUCUCUCAUUGCCAAUUACAAACUAAAAGAGGAUGAAACAGAUUUUCAAGAUCUAGCAUCUGAUGUUUCUGCCAUGAUGACUUUGGAGGCUAAUAUUUCUGCCCCUAACAAAUUGAUAGCAUCUAAUACAGAAUUUGGAAGUGAAGAAAUUACCUUGCCAAGUGUUCAUGGUGAUGAAAACUACAUGGUACUCAACAUGGCUUCUACAUCUGAUGAUGUUGUUCGACCUAUUACUGAUCCAAUCUCCUCUAAGCUAGCAGCAGUGCAUCAUGUGUCUCAAGCUAUAAAAUCUCUCAGAUGGAUGCGCCAGCUACAAACCUCUCAACCAGAGCUGGACAACCGGGAUAUUGGUAUUAACGGUCAGCUACCUUCAUCUAUGAAUUUUUCUGUUUGUGCUUGUGGUGAUGCUGAUUGCAUUGAAGUUUGUGAUAUUCGAGAAUGGCUUCCAACAUCCAAACUGGACCACAAGUUGUGGAAACUUGUUCUUCUCCUUGGGGAAUCAUAUUUGGCACUUGGACAAGCCUACAAGGAGGAUGGUCAAUUGCAUCAUGCUCUGAAGAUAGUGGAAUUAGCUUGCUCUGUUUAUGGAUCUAUGCCUCGGCAACUUGAAGAUACUAGAUUUAUUUCCUCUAUAGUUAAAUGCUCACCAGCCAGUACAAAGUUCAGUGACAGAGAUGAAAAGAAAAGUUCAUUUAUCAGCGACAUAAAAGAAGUUAAAUCCAACUCUGCUGAUAACUGUUAUGUUCUUGAGGAAUUCUCAUCAACAUAUCUGUUCUGGGCAAAUGCAUGGACACUAGUUGGAGAUGUGUAUGUUGAAUUCCAUGUAAUUAAGGGUAAAGAGAUCUCUGCACAAUCACAGAAUAAACCUUCUAUCAGAGAGUUGAAAAUGUCAUCUGAAGUUGUGAAGGAACUGCAAAGGCUUACAAAAAAGCUGGGCCAGUAUAAUCAGAAAUGUAGUUCGUGUUCCUUGGUGAAUUGUAGCUGCCAAAGUGAUAGGGCCAGCAGUGGUAAUAGUGCAAGCAGCAGUUGUGGAGAUACACAUGCAGUAAGUUACAGCAGAAAACAUGGCAAGAGAUUGCGUGGUAAGAAUGUUCCUAACUCACUCUCAAGGGACAAUGACGAUAAUAAUGGUCGUCAAAAAGUAAAGAAUAGACAAGUUCCUGAUAGUGGACUAUUCCAGCACAUUGGAGAUGGUGACAACAAAGUAAGAGCUUCUAAUUCUUGUACAGAUGAACCUGGAGUAAAUGCAGUGGAAACUACUAAUUCUGAAAAGGUGGAGGCUUCGUUUGGAAUUAAUGACAAAAAGCCCGAAGGGACCAUUGAAAACGAAAUUGCUUCAAAGGAAGCUCACAAAUUGAAAGAUGGCGGCAUAUUCAAGUACCUUAGGAAUAGGAAUACUGUAGUAGUAGAUGCAGAACACAAUCUCUCCUCUGCCUUGAGCUGUUAUGAAGAAGCAAUAAAGGCUUUGGGUGAACUACCUUCUGGUUUAGCAGAUCUGCAGUCUUUAUUUAAAAAGAAAGGAUGGGUUUGUAAUGAACUAGGUCGAAACAGGCUUGCGCUGAAAGAGUUAAACAAAGCUGAACUUGCAUUUGCAGAUGCAAUAGAUGCAUUCAAAGAAGCUUCAGACUACACCAAUGUAGUAUAUAUAUACUGUAAUUUGGGUCAUGGCAGACGUGCAUUAGCUGAAGAGAUGGUGGCAAAGAUGGAAGGUCUGAAAAUGCAUGAAGUUUUCCAUAUUGCAUACAAACAGGCUUUGGAAACUGCAAAACUGGAGUACAGUGAAGCACUCAGAUAUUACGGGGCAGCAAAGUCUGAAAUGAAUGCUAUAGCGGAAGAGGCAUUCUCUGACUCUGAGUCAAACUUGAAGAAUGAAGUCUAUACUCAGUUUGCUCAUACAUAUCUGAGGCUUGGCAUGCUUUUAGCGAGAGAAGAUAUAACUGCUGAGGUUUAUGAAAAUGGAGCUCUUGAAGAGUUAUCUAUGCCAUGUCUUGGAAGAGCCAGGAAAGAUCUCAGAAAGUAUGAAGUAACUGCCAAUGAGGCCAUUAGAGAGGCAUUGUCAAUGUAUGAAUUACUGGGUGGAUUACGCAAGCAGGAGGCUGCUUACGCUUAUUUUCAGCUUGCUUGUUACCAAAGAGAUUGCUGCUUGAAAUUUUUGGCACCGGAUCAUAAGAAAAGUGGCUUGCUUAAGGGUGAGAGUGGCAUUCACCAGAGGGUGAAGCAAUAUGCUUCAUUGGCUGAGAGGAACUGGCAGAAGGCAAUAGACUUUUAUGGUCCUCAGACACAUCCUACCAUGUACUUUACUAUUCUUAUUGAGAGAUCAGCUCUUUCAUUAAGCCUCUCAAGAUCAUUGCAUCUAAAGUUGAUGCUGGAUGCAUUGUCCCGCCUACUUGAAGCACGCUAUGUAUCGGAAGCAUUCGCGGAUAUAUUUAGUACAGAAUACCCAGAAUUGCACGCGAAGUAUUGGAGUCAGUUGCAGACGGUUUUGAAGAAAAUGCUGGCUGUGAAUCUCUCUGUAAAUUCAAAUAAAUCUUCAACAGAGACUGUGUCAGCUACAACAUCUAACAGGUCCGGAGAUGCUGGAAAGCUCAGGGAGCUUUACAAAAUGUCUUUGAAGUCAACUGACAUUCGCCAAUUACAUGCAAUGUUCAGCGUGUGGUCAUCAUUAUCUCUAAUCAAGAACAAAAACAUGAACCCUGUCGAUGUUUCAUCUUAAAUUUUUGUUGCAUCUUAUAGUUUCAGACAGUUAAUAGUGGCCAGAUGGCUUAUAAGAUCGGUGUUCUUGGAUUACAAUAGACGAGGAGAUGCAAAAUGUUCUACUUGGUUUACUGCUUCUGCACCUUGUUGUUUUGUUAUGUUUGUGAACAAGGAUGAAGAUGCAUAUUCAUGACUGCUCUAUAUGUAUAUUCUCGUGUAUUUUUGUUUUUUUGUAUUCACUGGUUUGGUUCAACUA
Molecule: messenger RNA, 4885 nt
Organism: Gossypium raimondii (Peruvian cotton)
Lineage: Eukaryota; Viridiplantae; Streptophyta; Magnoliopsida; Malvales; Malvaceae
Exons: 9
Coding region: 230-4648 (1472 amino acids)
Biological process (GO): positive regulation of DNA-templated transcription
Source: RefSeq, a predicted model, not a curated record